Molecule: messenger RNA, 4501 nt
Organism: Durusdinium trenchii
Lineage: Eukaryota; Dinophyceae; Suessiales; Symbiodiniaceae
Source: the annotation of a GenBank genome assembly
UAGUAGCGACGGCCUCCACCCUAGUAGCUAUGGCCUCCGGGCAUAGCUCACACCCGAAGCAUAUCUUUAAGUCCUUAGACUCUUAGACUCUGUAGCUUAGCUGACCAAGUCUUGUCCCACAAAUUCUUUUCUCCAACCCACAGACUUUAAGCAUGUACUAAGUAGUACAUGUUCUUUUGUUCUUUGUCAAGGUCUUAGGCCAGCACACUCAUUUAUUUGUGAGGAGCAGUUGAGAUCAGAGGUCAGAUUCGAGGAGAUUCCAAGUGAGGGAACUGAAGAAACGUGGAUCCAUUCACAGACUGACGUCACCUAAACCGGGGAAGGAACAUCAUCAAAUCCAGUUUUGUUUGUGAAAGAGAAACUGCGUGGCUGGGUCUUGAGAACGUAAAUCAGCGCAGUUUUGAUAGCAGUUCACCGAAAUUUGAAGACAUGUGCACGGCAAAACGCACCAAAACAUGUACCUGAAAUGGUGAAUUGGUCUUUGGAGACAGUCUUUGGUUUGAGGAGACGCCGGCAGUACCGGAGGUGCCUCCGGUAUCGAAUGGGUGUGACAAGUGUGUUAGCCCCAGGGGCCCCACUUCUGGCGAAGCUGGGACAAUCAAGGGGCCUUCCCUCAUGGCGUCUCAAGGCGAAAUAGCAAGAUGUGAGAUGUCACACCUGUGGGCUCAAGUGCUUUUAGGGAUGCAAUUGGCAGGGGAUGUUCGGGGUGUAUCUUAUUUCAGUUUGUACAUGAAUGUACAGCUGAUAAUGGGGACGACACUUGCAUGCACCUACUGCCAAUGUUGGUUGAAAGACCAUCAUUUCAAUAUCAUGUGAUUGCACCAACGAUGUUGUAUGGUGCAUGUUGUUUGUCAGAGAAAAAAAGAAAAGGAAAAAACAUCAGGACCUACUAGUAGCUUCUUGCUCCUAGUCCUAGUAACGAUGCCAGGAGCCCCUAGUAGCGUCCUUGCUCCUAGUAGUAAGGCCAGGAGCCCCUAGUAGCGUUCUUGUUCCUAGUAGCGAUGCUUUUUGCCCAUUUAUAACUUGGAACGCAUAGGCAUAGAUGUUGGCUGCACGGGAAAUUUACAAGAUGCUUUUGCGCAAUGUUUUGGCGUAGUUGAUGAAGCUGCAAGACACAUUUACAUUGUGGAUAGCAAAACUGAAUAAAACUGACCGCGGACAGCAACAAGUUGCCCUGGGGUUCUCCAUUUGUCGCUGAUGACCAACUUGCGAUGUUCUCAGCUGCCACGCCAAGGCGCGCGAGGCGCGCUCGUUUCGGAGCGCCUCCGCUGCUCCGGCGGUGGAGGACGCGCCGUGGCGACCCUCGGCCCCGCGGGGUGGAGCUACGUCGGAACUCCGGGCGCAAAGCGCGGAGCUGGGGCGGCAGGAGCGAUCUCGAGCGAAGCGAAAGGGCCAUGUGUGGUCUCCCAUGACGGAUGCCUUUGAGGCAGCUCGGAAGGCGGACGAGGCGGCCCGGGCAAAGGCAGAUGUGCCCAAAGAGGCAAAGGAGAAGAGCACCAAACCAAAUGUCAGCUCUGAGCGGCAAGGCCAAGUGGCUCAACAUGAGAUCCGAAGCCAGUUGCAAGCCCUGGCCGAGUCGAAACUGCGUGCUGUCGAGAACGAGGACUUUGAAUUGGCCGAAAAGUUAAAGCAUCAAGAACAGGAGCUUCAGCAGCUAUGCCCAACCAAGUCUUGGGCCUCUUUGGUGGUGGACCGGAUACCGCCGCCGGCCGCCCAGCGCGGUUCCCGUGGCGAGAACACCGUCUUCCGCCGGGGGGUUGGCAUGGUGCCCAAAGCAGGCCCGGCACCCCGAGGGGCGCCCGCAGCACCUCCUCCGGUGUCCGGCAGCGCCGGCGGCUGUGCCGGCGGCUGCGCUGCGGCCAUGUCGGCGACCCGACAGGCUGCAGGGAAGUUGGUGUUCGUGCUGACAGCCCCAGGCGAACUCACACCUGAAAGCUUCAAAGCAACGACCACUCACGUGGCGCGCCGAGACGCCCUAGCGCGCAUUGCGACGGCUGCGCUGUGGAGGGGCCGUGGCCUUCCGUGGGAUGAUAUCCAUGAGAUUGUGUUCAUCUUCGAGGACUAUCGAGCCUUGCAUAUGAGCCCUCGCUUUGUGGCCAGUUGUCCCGUGCCUUCAGAGUACCACAUGAUCAUGGUCCUCCAAAGGGCAUUGGAAGGCACUCAAAUGCCAGGUUUGCACAUCUCGGCGCCCGAUCGCGAGCGAUUUCUGGGGGGGCACAUCGACGACAUGGUGGCCCAGUACGCCCACAGCGGUCCCACCUCCGUGGUGCUUCUGCACGAGGCCUAUCCACAGAGCUUGGGGCUCUAUGAUGACAACCUCCGAAGUGAUACAGCAGGAGAAUCAUCAAAGAGAACGCUCCUCUUCUUCCUGGGCGCUGUCAAAGACAUGACCCCGGAAGAGAGUCGUGCUGUGGUCAAAGCUUGCCGCGCUCGUGAGGUGCCAUGUGUUGAGGCCAACCUCGGUCAGCAUGCAGAGUUCACCUCCAAAAUCAUUGAUGUGCUGCAUGGCCAUCACCUGUAUCGCCGCUUGGCCCCUGCUGUUGCUUUCCGAGCGCGGCGCGCGGCCGCGAGCGCCGGCGCCGGCGCCGGCGGCGCGGGCGGCGUGGUCCCGCCACAGGGGACGUUCUGGGUCUUCGUGCCGAUGAGUGGCUCACCUCGAGAGAUGGUGGCCGACGAUAAGAAAAAGGAUGGCCAAUACGAGAUCCCCCGGUGCUGCAUUUCACAGCUUUGGUGUUCCAAGAGUGAGCACCGUUGUCAUGCCUUGUCCUUCGUGUAUCCUGGCGGAGAGGUCCUCACUGUGAACCCUUCGCUGGUGACCUGCUUGAAGCUGCAGCACCGCGCGGCCCCCACGGAGCGCAAUUUGGUGAGUGCGCUGCGGGUGGCCAGUGGCGACUGGAGGGCCGAUCCCAACCUCACGGUGGACGAGGGCUGCGUAGUCCUGGGCGACGCCGGCAAUGUCAUGGCCAAGCGAGGUGAAGCUUUACAUCCUCAGCGCACCGCCCUGUUGGACCUGGAGGUGGGCAGCGAAGGUCCUGUUCCACGGCUGGAUCCUUACACUGGCAGCAGUGGCAAGGGGUUGCAAAACGUGGUGGUGUUGCUACACCAGUCUGGUGCGCGCGACUUCCCGCGCAACUUCCGGUCGCAGUUGCUCAAAGGUUUGUUCCCCAAGGGCACCUCAAAGACUUGGACGCAGCUCGCCAUGCCUCGUCUUAGCAUUCACGCCUCCAUCUCUUUGUUGGGUCAUUUCUGGGACACCCGCGCCUUAACGAGAGCCUUGGAAAAGAUCCCAGGCGUAUCUCGUGCACAGUCACAGGAGCCGGCGGCAAACGAAGCAGCACCCAUCAAAAUCCUUCAGCGCAAGGCGGAAAUCAGUGACCGGACCGAAGAGACGGAAGGAUGGCUACGACAAGGCCGUCGAGGGAAGCAAGAAGUCGAGGAGAAGAAUGAAUUGCCCUUGGAGAUCCUUCAACGUCAGGAGCCGGGUCCAGCGCCGGAUUUACCGGUCCAGCCGGUCCAGCCCACACCGGAGGAGAGUGCUUCAAGUGCAGCAAAAGCAUCAAAGCCCGAAGAAGAGCGUUCUCCCACGUCUCCCAUUUGGGAACGUCUUCAGGCGCAACGAGAUCAAGGCACUCCUCGCACUCCGGUGGCCUGGGAAGAGCUGCUCAGUAGUGAUGAAGAGCUAGUGGAGAAAGGGCUCGAGUCUGCCUAUGUUGCCGGGGAGGUCCUUUUAGUUAUAUCGGGCAUGUGGAGAUAUGUGGAGAUUAGCAAUUUGAUGAUAUCAUUGGAACGGUUUGAGGUGAUCAAUGCUUGGAGAUGCUCCAGCGAUGGUGGCAAACUUGAUGAGAAUUGCGGCAUGUAUGGCCUGCGCCUCAUCAACAACUUCUACGCGGACUUUGCUGGGACGCGCUCCGACUUCGUGGUGGUGGGCCAUCCGGAAUACAACCUCGGGAAGGUCCGUUCCGACUACGGCUACAAGGAGGGCUGGGACACCACGGGUAUUCCCAGCAUUCCCGGGAGGAGCUUGCCGGGUGACCGAAUCCAGAAGAUGGGCACAGGGAGAUACCUGAAAGCCUUGGCCAAGCCCGAGCCGAAGCCGAAGUACAAGGAGCGCGUGCUCGCGAAGAGCCGAUCAGAGCCGCAGCUGGCGGCUCGCAAGGUGGGCGAUGAGCCCGGAGGUGACAUUGAUACGUUCUUCCAGGAGCUGAUGUCGAUCGACAAGCUGCCUCCAUGCACGCCGAACCGUCUGACCGCCGGGUGGGCCAACGAUCUGCGAUCACAAGCAGUGAUGAAGCAUUAUUCUUCUGUGCAGGAGGAACUCGAAAGCCUUCGCGGACGGGUGCAACGCUCCCCGGAUGCGGUGAAGGUGGAGUUGGAGGUCGAUGAUGCUUGGCGUGCGGGGACUCUGAAUGAAAAAGCGAGCCUGUCGGAUCUCAGAGCAGCCAAACCUCCACUGCGGCCCAACUCGCCUCACGAGAGCAGCAUGAUGCCUACUCGGUUGUGA